Molecule: messenger RNA, 1198 nt
Organism: Cajanus cajan (pigeon pea)
Lineage: Eukaryota; Viridiplantae; Streptophyta; Magnoliopsida; Fabales; Fabaceae
Product: cytosolic sulfotransferase 15
Molecular function (GO): sulfotransferase activity
Source: RefSeq, a predicted model, not a curated record
UCCAUAUUCUAGCAACUCAAAUGGCUUUAACGGGCGUGCAACAUGCAAACGAAGAAGAAAAUCUAACUUUCAACCUUCACAGAGAGAGGGGUUUGUCAUACUCCUAUCUCUAUCUAUUUCAAGAAUUUUGGUGCCCAGGUGCUGCUAUUCAAGGUCUUAUCAAUUUUCAAAAACACUUUCAAGCAAAAGACAGUGAUGUUAUUGUUGCUAGCUUUCCAAAAACAGGCACUACCUGGUUGAUAGCACUUUCUUUUGCCAUUGUCAACCGCCAACACUUCUCCAUAGAGAACCAUCCAUUGCUUACUUCCAAUCCUCAUAAACUUGUGCGUUCCCUUGAAUUUAAGAUCUUUUGUGAUGAUGUCCAUGACCCAAUUCUACACCUAUCAAAAAUGACUGAGCCAAGACAUUUUAGUACCCACACUCCACUCACUUCAUUACCCAUGUCAAUCAUUGAGUCUAGUUGUAGGAUAAUAUAUAUAUGUAGAAACCCAUUUGACACUUUUGUUUCAGCAUGGACUUACUUCAAUAAAAUAAGGCCUAGGUUUUUAGCACUAGAAGAAGCUUUUGAAAUGUAUUGUAAUGGGAUAAGUUCAUUUGGUCCAUGGUGGAGCCAUAUGUUAGGUUACUGGAAGGAGAGCAUUGCUAGACCAAACAAAGUUUUGUUCUUAAAGUAUGAGGAUCUUAAAGAAGAUGUCAAUUUUCAUGUGAAAAGCAUUGCAGAAUUUUUGGGUUGUCCUUUCACCAAGGAGGAAGAAAGUGAUGGAAUGAUUGAAAGCAUAAUGAAGCUAUGCAGCUUUGAGAAGAUGAAGGCUUUGGAAGUGAACAUGUAUGAAAAAUUAGACACAGUGAUCGAUAAUAAGUUCUUUUUUCGAAAGGCUGAAAUAGGAGAUUGGGUGAACUACUUUUCCCCUUCUAUGAUACAAAAGUUGUCCAAAAUCAUUGAAGAAAAAUUAAGUGGAUCAGGCCUAUCAUUUAAAAUGCAUUCUUAAAAUUACCAAGAUAAGUGGCUACACAAAAACCACGCAAAUGUAGUUGUAUUUUGUUACAAAAGUGUUAUUUGUGAUUUUUCCUUUUCCAAAAUAAAAGGUUAUCACUAGUUGUAAAGACAAGUGGCUACCUUUGUUGUUACCAUCCAAUGUCAGUUGUAUGGAAAAUGUGUAUUAAAGUUUUAAGUAAUUAAAGGUUUUUUUUUUUUUCU